This is a messenger RNA of Lathyrus sativus (Indian pea), 855 nucleotides long. Lineage: Eukaryota; Viridiplantae; Streptophyta; Magnoliopsida; Fabales; Fabaceae. The record is from the annotation of a GenBank genome assembly.
AUGUCAACAAGCGUGGAGGGUCCUGAGGGUCAAAUCCAUGUGGAGGAUCUGAAUUUGAACUGCAAUGAAUACGACACGUUUGUUAUCGUUUCAUCGGUUUUGUUUGUUUUGUAUCUCGCUGUGAAAGCCAAGAAGAAUGUCAACAGCCUCUAUAAUGGAGGUUCUUGUAUCAUAAUUUCCUAUUAUGCCCUUCUCUGGUUUGUUACCCUUUUGAACCUUGCUCGGUCUGUUCUUCGGGCAUGGCAGUGCACUACUGGAAAGGAGGUUGCUUGGAAUAUGUUGUCGUUGUUUACGGCAUCAGGUAUGUUGUAUCUAGAGAUAAGCUUGAUGGCUUUCUUACUGAACAAUGGCUACAUGAAUGUCAUGGAAACUCUAGCGCACACUUCAACUGUAUCAGGAAUUAUUGUCUGUGUGGAUACCCUUCUUAAGGCAAUAUAUGUUUUCGGAUUCGGUGUUCCUUUGUUCAAUCGAACCGUUGGAAGCACUCAUACGUUCCUGUGGGGUUUGUGGAUAAUACAUAAGUUACUGCUUGCUGCAGCAUAUGGCUUCAUUUUAUUUGUACAGUUCUAUAAAUGGAGAGAAAAACUGCCCCCCAAGCCAACUAUCUACAACUACGUUGUUGUAAUGUUUAUAUUCAAUGCAAUUACUCUCUUUGCUUGUGGGCUGGCAGGAAUUGGUGCUGGCCUUGGCAAUUGGUUGUAUGAUUUUACUGUGCUGUGUUACCACGCUCUAUAUCUUCCGUUUCUUUAUGUAACUUUUCUGGCAGAUUUUUUUCGAGAGGAAGACUUCCUUUUGGAUAAUGCGUAUUAUUCUGAGAUGAAAGAUGCUGGAUUCUUUGAUGCUGAUUGGGAAUAA